AUGGUACCCCGGGAAGGCCCUGAGUCCGCCCAGCGCCUGUGCCCUUCCCUGGCUGGCCUGAAUGCCAAGGAUGUGCUUCGGAGAAAGCACAAGACGAGGAGCCGACAGCACCAGCGAUUCAUGGCCCGGAAGGCCUUGCUGCAGGUGCAGGGGCUGCUGAGCACGCCCGCAGGGCCGGGAUCCUCCCCACUGCCCGCACGGCCGGAGGCACUGCCGGGCUCCGAAGCCACCAGCAGCAGGAUGCAGCAUCCAAGGAAUGAAUCUGGAGGUGCCUCGUGCAGCCGAAAGCCCACGCCCAGGGAAUCCACAGCACCCCGGCCCAGCAAGUGCGUGGCUAUCGACUGCGAGAUGGUGGGCACGGGGCCCCGCGGGCGGGUGAGUGAGCUGGCCCGCUGCUCUGUGGUGAGUUACCACGGCGACGUCCUCUACGAUAAGUACAUCCGGCCGGAGAUGCCCAUCGUGGACUACCGUACUCGCUGGAGUGGCAUCACUCGGCAGCACAUGCGCACAGCCAUCCCCUUCCAGGUGGCCCAGAAAGAGAUCCUCAAGCUCCUGAAGGGCAAGGUGGUGGUGGGGCACGCACUACACAACGACUUCCAGGCCCUCAAGUACGUCCACCCUCGGAGCCAGACCCGGGACACCACCUACGUGCCCAACCUGCUCCAGCGGCCUGGCCUCCAUACGCGCACCCGGGUCUCUCUGAAGGACUUGGCCCUGCAGCUGCUGCACAAGAAGAUCCAGGCUGGCCGGCACGGCCACUCGUCGGUGGAAGAUGCCGUGACGGCCAUGGAGCUCUACCGGCUGGUCGAGGUGCAGUGGGAGCAGCAGGAGGCCAGCAGCCUCCCCGCCUGCCCGGAGGACCGGGAGCCCGACAGCGGCACAGACACGGAGCAGUACAUGGAGGACCGGUACUGGCCGGAGGACCUGGCCCAGGGCCCCAGCGGAGGAGCGGGGGACGCACAGGACAGAGGCGAGUGA
Puma concolor (puma) is the source of this 978-nucleotide messenger RNA. The record is from RefSeq and is a predicted model, not a curated record. NCBI's taxonomy places the organism in Eukaryota, Metazoa, Chordata, Mammalia, Carnivora, Felidae.